GGGCGCCUGCGUGUUUUCCAAGAUUGAUUUACGUUCAGGCUACCAUCAGCUAAAAAUCAAGGAGUCAGACAUACCUAAGACAACGUUUUGUACGAGAUACGGUCACUUCGAGUUCGUGGUUAUGCCGUUUGGCCUCAGCAAUGCCCCGACAGUAUUCAUGGACUUGAUGAACCGUGUGUUUUAUCCUUUUUUUGAUCGGUUCGUUAUUAUAUUCAUUGAUGAUAUUCUUAUCUAUUCCAAGAGCCAGAAGGAGCAUGAAGAGCAUCUGAGGGCCGUUCUUGAGACCCUUAGACGUGAAAAGUUAUAUGCAAAGUUCUUUAAAUGCAAAUUUUGGCUUCAGCGAGUGGCCUUUCUUGACCACAUUAUUACUCAAGCAGGUAUUGAAGUAGAUCCUUCCAAAAUUGCCGCCGUUCAGAACUGGUCAGCACCAAAGAAUCCGUCCGAUGUUCGUAGUUUCCUCGGCCUUGCAGGAUAUUAUCGCAGAUUUAUUGAGGGGUUUUCGAAGAUUGCCCUCCCUUUGUCCCAGUUGACAAGGAAGUCUGUGAAGUUUGAGUGGACAGACCGUUGUGAGUCGAGUUUUAAGGAGCUGAAAAGGAGGCUUACGACGGCACCAAUUUUGACUAUUCCAGAUCCUUCUUGGAGUUUCACCGUCUAUAGUGAUGCUUCGAGGCGGGGUUUGGGU
Molecule: messenger RNA, 682 nt
Organism: Striga hermonthica
Lineage: Eukaryota; Viridiplantae; Streptophyta; Magnoliopsida; Lamiales; Orobanchaceae
Source: the annotation of a GenBank genome assembly